UGAAAUCGGGAAUCUUUGCCUAAAGUACAUGGACGGAAUUGAGACAUAUGACGACGCCCAAAGGAAAUGUGAAACUGACAAUGGGAGGCUGCUGGUGUUAACUACCGCCCAACAGAUUAAAGGGGCACAGCAGUACCUGAAUAGUAAAGGCAUUAACCGCGUCUUAGUCGGCAUGACGGAUAGGGUAACCGAGGGACUUUGGAUGUGGAGUGAUGGAACACCUUUUGACAGCACCAUGUGGUCAGGUCUAUCCUUAAAUAACUACGAUUCUGCUUACCUUAAAGAAAUUAAAAAUGCGGAUUGUGUAACGUUAAAGUCACAUAGUUUGUACGAUGUGCACUGCAACGCCACACAGCCUUUCAUGUGUGAGAGACCACAGCUCGUAUAGAUCCUGAUACACAUCAUUGACACGCGGAGUGUCAUAGGUGUGACUAUAAACCGGUCAUUAGUACCUAACGCCCUAUAGGACUUGCACAUCUAAGAUAGUUAUAUAAGUAUUAUUACUAGUGACUCCAUCCCUCAAUCGUUCAAUUGAAGUUCAAAUGUUGUGAUAGAUAAAUGUUUGAAGAUUUCGUCACCUGAGGAAUUAUAUUGUCGUAUAGGUUUAAUGACAUACAAGAGGGUACUCGUAAGACAGUAAUCCUUCUGAUUACUGAUUACAGUGGACGGGGAAACCAUCCAAUGUAAUUGAUAAGAUAACUAUCUAUGUUGAUCACAAAUCAGUCAAUUCAAUAAUAUCAUUAGAUCUAUAACUGUGCUAAAGGGCCUAAGAAAUUCAAUAAUCAUAAAUACUUCGGCAUUGCCUAUGGAGAUAGAGGAAUAACAAUCCUAUUCAUAUUCUAAAACAGGAAAAGGAGAUAACUGGGAAAGAAAUGAUGAUGAAGAAAUAUAAUGUACUUAGAAAAGAUAUGCAUCAUAGAAAAAAGGCUUAACUAUAGAAAAUUUUAAAAGAUUGAAAUGAUGGACCGUAUUAUCAGUUCUAAAGUAACCUGGC
Messenger RNA from Pecten maximus, 994 nucleotides. Its product is annotated as C-type lectin domain family 4 member F-like. Lineage: Eukaryota; Metazoa; Mollusca; Bivalvia; Pectinida; Pectinidae. The record is from RefSeq and is a predicted model, not a curated record. Bases 29 to 388 code for a protein of 119 amino acids. The transcript has 2 exons.